AUGGACAUUUUUGGCACUAGAGACAGCAUAUUAGAUGACAUACACAACAAAAUAGACCCAUCAGACUCAACAUACAAUAAAUAUAGAAAUGACACAAUAAACGAGAAGGACACACUAAGCGAAUUAGAAAAUGUUCUAUUUAAAGAAAUCAAACAAAAACUAGAACUAGCUUUUCUCAAAAAAUACAUUAAAGAACAAAUGGUCCCUAGAGGACUUAGACUAAAAAAAGACUGUACAUUUGAACUUAAUGAAGAACACCAAAAGGAAUGGUAUGAUAUUUUAGAAACGGCCUCCAGCAAACUUGUAAAUGUGAUUAUAAAAUCUAGAGAAGCCACAACACAGGACUUAGGGAUAAAAAUUCAAAAUUGCAAGGAAAUCCUAGACAAAAUCACAUUAAGUGAUACAUUAAACACCAAACAACAAGAAAUAGCAAAAAGACUAGGUGACCUAAAUAAAGAAAUCCUUGAAGUAAAAUGGAGGAAAUUCAAUAGAGACUUAAACGACUAUAAGGGAACAGAAAAUCAAGACUCUGAAGCUAAACUUGAGAAUCACAAACAUUUAUUUAGCAGUAGAAAACCCACUAAUGAUAUAGAACUUAUCAACAAUACAACACACCAGACACCACAGAGUGAUCACCGAGAAAGAAUUACUAAUAGAAACACUAUGCACAAUAGGAACCUCAAUGAGAGACAAUAUGCAAACCAUUAUGAUAAGCAUUAUAACAACUACAGUAGAAACAAUAGAAAUAAUAGAAAUAAUUUUAACAGACAAUACAGCACAUAUGGUCAUUACCAGGACUAUAGAGAUCACAAAUCACAAAACUAUGAAUAUAGAAAUGGCUAUGAACACAGAAAUCAAGGAUAUUGGAGGUAUAAUCACAACCAUAAUAGACACCAAGACACGACAAAUAGAGAACAAAGACGAAUUUCUACGCACCAGAACUAUAGACAACAUCACGAUAAUCAACGAGAUUUUCUUCACUAUAGUAAUGAACACUAUAGAAAUGAAUACCACAGAGGUGAAAGAGGACUAAAUAGGGACUCGCAUAACCACAAUCAAAGGUACUUUGAUAAUGAUAGAAACAUGAAUACUAGACACAAUGAAGAUCACACACACAAUAACUGGAGAAAUCAAUACACAGAAGAAAUAGAUUGGGAAACACCAACAAACCACCAUAGGAAAAUUCAUUCACCAAGACACAAAGAAUCACAUAAUAAUGAGAGACACAACAAUCACCAGACGGACAGGAACAUUGAGAGUACUAACAGAUACAGUGCACUAACUCAUGAAAAUGAAGAAAACAGAACUCCAACAGUUUCAAUAAAAGCACAAAGCUCUAGGUUGUCUUUUUUAGAAGAAGGCCCAAAUCAAACCCACGAUCCCCCAAAAGGCAAAAGAAGGUUAGAGGACACAGAGGAAGGGGAGGUAGAACCAAAGAAAGUACGAAAAAAUCCAAGUAGUACCAAAAGGAAUUUUCAAUCUAAGCAAAACAACACUUAA
This is a messenger RNA of Bombina bombina (fire-bellied toad), 1500 nucleotides long. Its product is annotated as GATA zinc finger domain-containing protein 14-like. Bases 1 to 1500 code for a protein of 499 amino acids. NCBI's taxonomy places the organism in Eukaryota, Metazoa, Chordata, Amphibia, Anura, Bombinatoridae. The transcript has a single exon. The record is from RefSeq and is a predicted model, not a curated record.